Molecule: messenger RNA, 791 nt
Organism: Pyrus x bretschneideri (Chinese white pear)
Lineage: Eukaryota; Viridiplantae; Streptophyta; Magnoliopsida; Rosales; Rosaceae
Product: auxin-responsive protein SAUR50-like
Exons: 1
Coding region: 146-463 (105 amino acids)
Biological process (GO): response to auxin
Source: RefSeq, a predicted model, not a curated record
UCACCAUAAAUACUCCUGCACUUCCCUUCGUCCCUUUCACACAAUUCCUUUACCCUCCUCCCCUUUGGCUCUAAACUCCCCAACAAACCCAAUCUCCCCUCUGACUCUGAGGCGUUUCAUCAAACACACAGCGAUCAACUCCAAAAUGGCCAUCAGAAAAUCAAACCGGCUUCCGCAAACGGCAGUCCUGAAGCAGAUUCUCAAGAGGUGCUCCAGCUUGGGAAAAAAGCAGCAGCACUACGACGAACAGGGCCUCCCUCUCGAUGUCCCAAAAGGUCAUUUCGUCGUCUAUGUCGGAGAAAACCGAAGCAGAUACAUCGUACCGAUCUCCUUCCUCACCCGGCCCGAGUUCCAGAGCCUGCUUCACCAAGCAGAGGAAGAGUUCGGCUUCGAUCACGACAUGGGUCUCACGAUUCCUUGCGAAGAAGUCGCUUUUCAGACAUUAACCUCCAUGCUCCGGUGAAGAAAAGCGCUUUUGAAGUCUGGAUUUUGGGAGUAAAUGGCUGAAAAUACAAGCAAGACGAAGCUGCUGACCUGCUUCUCUGUUUUUUCAAGUUUUCUCCUUUAUUUUUUGGGGUUGUUGUCUUACAAAUUUGACUCUGACCCAAGAUUAAACCCUAGAAAUUGAACCCAUGGAGAUAAUAUUAUCUGGGUUUGAAAUUGUAAAUCUGAUAUAGUGUGAGGCUUUACUCACGGCGGCGGUGCGGUGGUUGUCGUCCACCAAAAUGUACCCUGUGGGAGAAGAUGAGAAGUAAUUAAUAUUAAUAUUAAUAUUAAAUUUGAGUUUGUCA